Talaromyces atroroseus is the source of this 1383-nucleotide messenger RNA. RefSeq lists its product as hypothetical. Gene Ontology annotation, biological process: transmembrane transport. Bases 1 to 1383 code for a protein of 460 amino acids. Gene Ontology annotation, molecular function: transmembrane transporter activity. The record is from RefSeq and is a predicted model, not a curated record. NCBI's taxonomy places the organism in Eukaryota, Fungi, Ascomycota, Eurotiomycetes, Eurotiales, Trichocomaceae. The transcript is spliced from 10 exons.
AUGGAAUUAGGAAUACAUACCGACACAUUUUCUGAGACCGUCCACAGAAGCAGCAGUUCGACACAGGAGGAAGUGAAGGUAGAGAUUGAUGUCGAAGCUAUGAACAGGGAGGAUAUCAAUCCAACAUUGGCAAAGGUCGAUUUUGCAGACCCUUUUACACCAGUUGAUCACGAUGAUAACAUUAUCGAUUUCGAUGGUCCGGACGACCUCGACUUCACGACGAUGGGUGGCACUUGGACAAGCACCAUAUACAACUCUGGAACGGAGCAAGUGGAAGCUCGAUUUGGCGUUAGCAGUGAAGUAGCGAUAUUGGGUCUGACUUUCUACUUACUGGGAAAUGCAUUCGGUCCCUUACUCUUCGCACCGCUCUCGGAAGCCCACGGCCGGAAGAUUUCUGUCCUGAUACCCUACUUCUUCUGCGCAAUUUUCUCAUUCGGUAGCGCAGUAGCAAAAGACACACAGACGCUGCUCAUUACACGGUUCUUUGCUGGUGUUGGCGGAUCGGCCCCUCUCAGCAAUGUUGGAGUGGUACUCGCAGAUAUUUGGCCACCACAGCAUCGAGGUGCAGCACUUCUCUCUUAUGGAAUUGCAGUCAUUUCAGGCCCUCUCAUAGCUCCCAUUGUAGGAGGUGCACUCGUUGUCAAUAUGGAACAUGAAGGGUGGCGUUGGGCGGAAUACGUCUCCGGUAUUCUGAUACUCGUUAUCCUGACGGCUGAUAUUUUCUUCAUCGACGAGAGCUUCCCACCCGUCUUGCUCAGUCGAAAGGCUAGCAGAAUGCGCAAGUUGACUGGAAACUGGGCCCUCCAUACCAAACACCAAGAAACCGAUAACAGCCUUCAGGAUUGGAUGAAAAAAUAUAUGGUUGUACCUCUGGAAAUGCUGGUUGACCCAAUCUGCUUCUUCAUAAACCUAUAUGCAGCAUUCGUCUAUGCGAUCAUCUACCUUACAAUUCCGGUCUUUCCCAUAGAGUUCCAAGAGGUACGAGGCUGGAAUGCUGUCGUUGGAUCCCUCCCAUUCCUGGCCUUAUUAGUCGGAGUGUUUUUCGGGGCAGCCAUCUUGAUCUGGGGCUGGAUAGCCUUCUGCAUUGGCAGCGCAUGUAUUGGUAUUGGGUUUUUCACCAUCUUCCAGAGUUCCAUCAGUUACCUAGUCGAUACAUACCUCAUGCAGGCAGCCAGUGCUCUGGCUGCAAAUAUGCUACUGCGCAGUGUGCUGGCCGGAGCGUUUCCACUGUUUGCCGAUACCAUGCUCACCAACCUUGGCAUUGGCUGGGCCUGCAGUGUGCUAGGCUUUAUCGCGGCAGGCAUGAUACCAAUUCCAUUCUUGUUUUAUAUCUUUGGCAAGAGAAUACGCGCCUGGGGGAAACGUUCUGCACAGUCUCUGUGA